Penicillium angulare is the source of this 1674-nucleotide messenger RNA. RefSeq lists its product as uncharacterized. Gene Ontology annotation, molecular function: carbohydrate:proton symporter activity. Gene Ontology annotation, cellular component: membrane. The record is from RefSeq and is a predicted model, not a curated record. Lineage: Eukaryota; Fungi; Ascomycota; Eurotiomycetes; Eurotiales; Aspergillaceae. Gene Ontology annotation, biological process: transmembrane transport; carbohydrate transport. Bases 1 to 1674 code for a protein of 557 amino acids. The transcript has a single exon.
AUGGUGUCGGAACAUCCAAACUCAAGUCCAACGAUGGGGGAUCAGUCGAUUCCAGCCCAAGAUGGCAACCAAUCUCAGAAAAUCACGCCAAAAAUGCUAUGGCUCUCAAUCUGUGUCUCAUCCGCUGCAUGGAUAGCUGAAUUCGACAUCGGUUACUCGGGCAUUGUUCUGAUUAUGCCCUCUUAUCAAAAAGCGUUUGGCCACUGCAGCCACCAGCCCGACCCAGUGACCGGAGACAUGAUCGAAAAAUGUGUGCUGUCCACCAUACGCCAAUCUCUCAUCAGUAUUGCUAUACUAUUUAUGGCUGUCGGUGGCGCCUUGGCUGGUCUCUUUGGCUCAAUACUCGGUCGCAGAGCAACUAUACAGAUUGCUUGCCUGUUCUGUAUCAUCGGAGCCGCCGGCAUGCUGGGUACAUCUGGCAACUUUUUGAACUACAUGGUGUGUAAAUGUAUCAAUGGGGUUGGGAUAGGCCAGCUUCUUGCUUCAAGUAUUGUCUACGGCUCGGAAUGUGUGGUCGCAAGCAAGCGUGGCCUUCUACUUGGUAUCUAUAACAUUGGACUUGCGAUGGGGAGUGUCGCAGCGGCAGCUGUAUGCGCUGGGUCUGCUACCCUACCACCACAAAAUGAUUGGCAAUGGAAAACACCAAUCAUCUGUCAAAUACCAUUGGGGAUCAUCCUUGGCCUUGGGGUGAUGCUUUUCCCUGAGUCACCACGUUGGUUACUGCUAAAGGGAAAACAAGAACAAGCGCGGAUGUCAUUUGCAACGUUUCAAAAUGUAAUGGAUCCACAUUCAGUCGAAAUAACAGCACAAGUGGAAGAUGUAAAAAAGCAUCUUGAAUUUGAAAAAUCACUGGAUGCUACUACUUCCUGGCUUGAUCUUUAUCGCGGCACCAACCUUCGACGAACAGCAGUGUCGGCGUUCAUUCUUAUUGGCCUCGCUAUCUCAGGAGCUCAGUUCGUGGGUCCAUAUGCUGCCCUAUUUCUCAGCGGCGUGGGAAUCAAAAACCCGUACCUAAUCAAUGCAAUUGUCGGCCUUUGCAUUCUCGGUGGUGCUCUGAUCGGCCCUUUCGCUCUGGAUCACGGGGGAAGAAGAUUCUCAAUGUUAUUCGGAUGGACAGCUAUGGCCGCUUGCAUGCUCAUAUUAUCUUCUGUCAGUACAGCAUUGGGAGAACACAACCCGACAUCCCAGACGGUUGUGGUUGUAUUCCUCUGUAUCUGGGCUUUUAUAUUUGGCGGAUUCAUUGGACCGAGCGUUUGGCUUGCAUCUGCUGAAAUGCACAGUGUUCGAAUGCGCACAAUUGGGCAGGCCAACACGACAUUUCUCUAUGAGAUUUUUAGCUUUGGUGCCACAUUCUGGACGCCUUAUAUGCUGAAUGUGAAAUAUGGGAAUAUGGGUUCGGAUGUGGGGUACUUUUACUGCGGCGUAACUGUUGGAGUUACGAUUCUUGUGUUUUUGUUUGUGCCGGAAACGUCGAGACUGACACUGGAACAAAUUGAUGACUUAUUUGUGUCUGGGAAGAAGGCUUGGAAGAAUUCAACGAAAAGAAAUAUUGCAAUUUCUCGUGGUCAGUGUUUGAAUUUGUCGAAAACGGAGCAUGAAGCUUUGGUUACUGGGGUGCUUCAGGAUUCAUCUGCUGGAACGCCACCAACUGAGUCCUCGACCAGUAUUGAAUAG